AUGUACAAUAAUGCGCAUAUAGUUGAGAAGGGCGUGAACAACGUUGGAAACACGUUGAACAAGGUACCCGGUGUCAAGCAGGGGGUCUCCUUCUUUGCGGACUACCGCAAGUUCAUGGAUCGUGGCAAUGUCAUUGACCUGGCUGUUGCAGUCGUUAUCGGUGCUGCUUUCACCGCUAUCGUGACAAGUUUGGUGAACGAUAUUAUCACCCCCAUUAUUGCUCUGGCCUCCGGAAAGAAUCUGGAGGAGAACUUUAUCAUUUUGCGCCGCACCAAAGAUCCUGAAUUUGUGGGGAAAAUUGUAAGAUCAUCAAGCAUAGCACUUGCACAGGCCGACGGGAACAUCACCUGGAACUGGGGAAAUUUUAUCCAGACCGUCAUCAACUUCUUCAUCGUCUCCGCCUGCAUCUUCGUCAUCGUCAAAGUUUAUCAAGUCGGACGUAACACUAAGACCCAGGUCACCGAAAAGGCAUGCGAUUACUGCAUUAAGAAGGUUCCUCUGAACGCCAUCCGCUGCCCCGAAUGCACCACCUGGCUGGACUGGGAUGCCUGCGCCAAGGUCACGAACAUGGAGAAGAUCGCUGCUGCUGCUACUCCUGCUUUCACAAGUGGACCCAGCACUGCGGCCAAUAGCAUGCAUACGCCCUUUUUUGCUUACCCUGCUCCUGCAGGCGAACCCCAGCCUUUGGGACACUUUUAA
Gamsiella multidivaricata is the source of this 699-nucleotide messenger RNA. RefSeq names its product large-conductance mechanosensitive channel. The record is from RefSeq and is a predicted model, not a curated record. Gene Ontology annotation, cellular component: membrane. Gene Ontology annotation, molecular function: mechanosensitive monoatomic ion channel activity. NCBI's taxonomy places the organism in Eukaryota, Fungi, Mortierellomycota, Mortierellomycetes, Mortierellales, Mortierellaceae. The coding region runs from base 1 to 699 and encodes 232 amino acids. The transcript has 5 exons. Gene Ontology annotation, biological process: monoatomic ion transmembrane transport; intracellular water homeostasis.